Messenger RNA from Rhinolophus ferrumequinum (greater horseshoe bat), 3042 nucleotides. It is a transcript of the gene ZNF596, whose product is annotated as zinc finger protein 596. Gene Ontology annotation, molecular function: DNA-binding transcription repressor activity, RNA polymerase II-specific. NCBI's taxonomy places the organism in Eukaryota, Metazoa, Chordata, Mammalia, Chiroptera, Rhinolophidae. Gene Ontology annotation, biological process: negative regulation of transcription by RNA polymerase II. The transcript is spliced from 5 exons. The coding region runs from base 510 to 1865 and encodes 451 amino acids. The record is from RefSeq and is a predicted model, not a curated record.
CCCCUUCCUGGCUGAGGCCGCGCCGCUUCCUCCGUAAUUUCCUGUGGGCGCCGAAGGGGAUUUCCCGGCGCGAAGGCUUCAGGCGGCUCUGCCUCUGGUGCCUUGGACUGUGUGUCAAGAAAACCCAGAAGAGGGUUGGCAGCUGAGCUAGUGACAAUGGAGUCACAAGUGAGUUGGGAAUUACUCUAUCUACUGAGAUUGUAUCUCUAUUUCUAGUAUGUGUGUAUGUUUUUCCUACAGGCAAUUGAGGUUCUAAGUGCACUCAGGAGAUUUUUCAAGGAUCUAAGCUUCAGUUAAGUUUCCCAAGAAGUCUAUAAUGGUCAUGUUGUGUCAAAGACUCAUUGAGCGGUGACCUCUUUCCCAAAAUCACACUAAGGUAUUCCAGCCUCUGUUAAUGCUGUGUUUUCACAGACAAGGAAUCAUUGACCUUUGAGGAUGUAGCUGUAAACUUCACCCAAGAAGAGUGGGCCUUGCUGGACACAUCCCAGAGAAAACUAUUCAGAGAUGUAAUGCUGGAGAAUAUUAGUCAUCUCGUCUCAGUUGGUAGGAGAGAUUAUCUUAAAAAACAAGAAAUGAUAUCCAUUCAUCAUUUCCACAAGGGCACAUCCUUAAUGAGUGCAGUGCAGAGAUAUCACAUUGAAGCGGAUCCUUUUGAAUGUAAUGAUUUAGGAAAAAAUUCUAUUGAAAUCUUAACAAUGACUCAGUAUGGGAUUCCUCAAAUGGGAAAGAAGCCCCAAACCAGCCAAGAAUUCGGAAAAGCCAUCAGUUACUUUAAUGAACAGAAAGAAAUUGAUGCUAGAAAUAAAUCAUAUGAAUGUCAUCAACGUGGGAAUGCCUUGAUUCAGAGCUCUGCCAUUAGACAAUGCAAUAAUACUCAAAAUGGAGACAAAACAUUUGAAUGUCCCGUGUGUGGGAAAGCCUUCAGUAAAAGUUCUAACCUUAGACGACAUGAGAUGAUUCACACUGGACUGAAACCACAUGGAUGUCAUCGAUGUGGGAAAGCCUUCACUCAUUGUUCUGAUCUUAGAAAACAUGAGAGAAUUCACACUGGAGAAAAAUCAUAUGGAUGCCAUCUAUGUGGAAAAGCCUUCAGUAAAAGUUCUAACCUUAGACGUCAUGAGAUGAUUCACACUCGAGAGAAACCGCAUGAAUGUCAUCUAUGUGGGAAAGCAUUCACUGAUUGUUCUGACCUUAGAAAACACGAAAGAACUCACUUUGGAGAGAAACCAUAUGGAUGCCAUCUAUGUGGGAAGACAUUCAGUAAAACCUCUUACCUUAGACAACAUGAGAGAACUCACACUCGAGUGAAGCCACAUGAAUGUCAUUUAUGUGGGAAGGCCUUUACUCAUUGUUCUCACCUUAGAAAACAUGAGAGAACUCACACUGGAGAGAAACCAUAUGAAUGUCACCUAUGUGGAAAAGCCUUCACUGAAUCUUCCGUCCUUAGACGACAUGAGAGAACUCAUACUGGCGAGAAACCAUAUGAAUGUCAUUUAUGUUGGAAAGCUUUCACUGAUUCUUCUGUCCUUAAACGACAUGAGAGAACUCACACUGGAGAGAAACCAUAUGAAUGUCAUCUAUGUGGGAAAGCCUUCAAUUACUCUUCUGUCCUAAGACGACAUGAGAGAACUCACACUGGUGAGAAACCAUACGAAUGCAAUAUAUGUGGUAAAGCCUUCAAUAGAAGUUACAACGUUGGACCGCAUAAGAGAAUUCACACUGGAGAGAAACCGUAUAAAUGUUACCUGUGUGGAAAAGCCUUCAGUAAAUAUUUUAACCUUAGACAACAUGAAAGAACUCACACUGUAAAGGUUAUAAAUGUAGAAAACUCACCACCCAUAGAUUCCACUUCUAAACACUCUUGAGGACUCACACAUUGCAGAAGCACUGUAUUUAUAAUCAAUGUGGAAGAGCCUUGAUUCAUCCUUAUUAUUUCGUUCAAUUCCAAAUGAAGAGAAUCCAUAUGUAUGGCAUCUGUGUGACAAAAAUCCUCAGACAAUGGAAUGAUCUGGGAGAUAAUAUAGGACAUGGGAGAACUGAAACUAAAUGGAAUGAAUGUGGAAGAAUGUUUUUGAAUAUAUAUACAGUUCUAACUAGUAAAAUGGAGAAAUCACAUGUCAGAGAAAUUCUGUGUAUGUAAUCAGUAUAGAAAUAUCUUAACUUAUAAUUUAUCCUUUAAACAAAUUGUUAAACUGCACAAGAGAAAAAUUCUAGAUCUGUAAUCAUUGUGCACUCUCAUUCAACUUAGCACAACUCUUGAUAUGCACAAGAAAAUUUAGUGUCAGGUGACUGCUAAAAUAAGACAUAAGUUAAAAAAAUCCACUACUAGGAGGACAGAGCCUCUUGAGGAAUAGCAGAUAACCUUUGCUGAAUUAGUUAUUCUAUACAAAAUGGAAAACAUUAAUAGUGUAACACUUGUAAGACAAAUCAGGAUUCACACUGUAUAAAGCACUCAGUGUCUCAAAUGAAGGAAUCUUUUCAGUGAGUGCAUCUUCCCUAGUCAACACUAAUGAUCUCACGCUGAGGAAAACAGUCCUGAGGAAAAAAGGAAUAAACCCUUAGGCAUAUUUCACGUUAGAAAUUUUGAACUGGAAAAGAAUUUAAAAGAACAGUUGAGAAUAUGGUUCAGCAAAAUCAGAAUUUUACCAAAGAUUUCUUAUUGAAAACAUGUAUGAUAAAAUGCAUGUAUGAUAAAACUGUGCAGCACUUUGGGAAUAUUGAAUGUAGAACCUUAGAAGAAGCAUUAAGUAAGAACAAACUACAAGAUUAAUACUGAAAAAGUGCAAGCAUUAAUUGUUGGAGAAAAAUCUGCUCAGUUAAAUUUGGUCAUUUAUAAAAUAUUGAAUGUGAACUAAGACAUACAAGAUACAAAAUCGCGCAUUAAGUAUGUUUGUGUUAAAUUUAGUGAAAUAUUUUGCCAUGAAAUAAAGAAUGAUUCUGCUCUUUUUUUAAUGUAUAAAAUCAGGGUUUUGACAAUAAUGACUAUAAAGGGAAAAUUCUCUGCAACUGGUAACAUGCAAUCACAUUAAAAUCUUGAUGCUU